AUGCAUAGAAGAAAGAUGUCAGCAGUGCUUUUAGCUUCGGCUGCUGUAGCACUAACACUACUAAUACUCUUUUGGAAUGUCACUCUGAAUGAGAAAUCUUUCAAAUUAUUUAAACUUUUGCCCUUUAGCGCGUCUUCCAUACCUUCCAUUUUAAUCCCCUAUCACCAUGUAAUCGACCAGUUGGAGUGGAUAACUGAUUUCGCCACGGACAAAACUGAUUUUCCAUCUGCAAACCCACCAGUGAUUUACUACGAUCGACAAAUUAUCUAUCACCCAACCACUUCCGAUGGGUGUCGCUACAAAUGCAUCUUUGCAGCUACCACCCAAGAUCUCAGCCAAGGCGAUGUGGCCGUCUUCUCCAACCACUUUUCUGUAGAAACAAGUAUCAGCCUCAAGAAACGUGGUGUUCUUAUCGCCUUUGAGACGGGUGAAUGCCCCUUUCUUGCACCUUCUCUCCGUCCUGCACACUUGAACCAAAUCGAUCUCUUCAUCACAUACAUGCCCAAAUCUCCUGUGCCCUUUGUGUACUCCGUAUUCGUGCGGAAUAAGAAUCCGAAGUAUAGAUUCACCACAGAAGAGGCUGCAUUUAUGCUGUCCAAGAAUUAUGUGCAUUUGCUGCCCCCUCAUCAUCGGCAAAGGAGGAGGUUGAUUGCCUGGGCCGUCUCCGACCACCAGCCCAAUAAUAACAGGGCUGAGUAUGCAAGUGCAAUCGCCAAAUUUAUUCCCGUAGAUAUAUACGGCAGUAAAGGAAGGCAACUACCACACAAUGCCGAGGCAUUUCAUUUGCUCUCGCUGGACUACAAAUUCUACCUCGCCUUUGAGAACGCCAACUGUCGCAAUUACAUAACAGAAAAGGUCUAUUUCAACGCCAUGCAGUGCGUGAUGUUUGCUUCUUAA
Messenger RNA from Echinococcus granulosus, 897 nucleotides. Its product is annotated as Glycoprotein 3-alpha-L-fucosyltransferase A. Gene Ontology annotation, molecular function: alpha-(1->3)-fucosyltransferase activity. The coding region runs from base 1 to 897 and encodes 298 amino acids. The transcript is spliced from 4 exons. The record is from RefSeq and is a predicted model, not a curated record. NCBI's taxonomy places the organism in Eukaryota, Metazoa, Platyhelminthes, Cestoda, Cyclophyllidea, Taeniidae. Gene Ontology annotation, cellular component: membrane.